Molecule: messenger RNA, 948 nt
Organism: Aureobasidium melanogenum CBS 110374
Lineage: Eukaryota; Fungi; Ascomycota; Dothideomycetes; Dothideales; Saccotheciaceae
Product: integral membrane protein-like protein
Exons: 2
Coding region: 1-948 (315 amino acids)
Biological process (GO): fungal-type cell wall organization
Cellular component (GO): cell cortex of cell tip; plasma membrane
Source: RefSeq, a predicted model, not a curated record
AUGUUCGGUCGCAAGAAGCGCGACGUUUCUCCUGAGGACAGGGUCCCAUCAGAGGAGACGGAUCGUACUUUGACUCCCGGCAUCGAUGGCCCUACCAAAGCCCAACUCAAGAGAGCAACCCGUACUCGUAUGAUCUGGGCUCUGAUCUCAUCAUUCUUCCUCCUUCUGACAGUCAUCUUUAUGAUUCUUGUCGAGGUCGGCUGCACCGGCACUGGAAGCGUCAAAUCCAGUAUCUACUUCAUCAACAUCAACCUAACCAACGUCUUCCCGGAGUCUGUUCCUGACUCUGCUAUCAUCAACUCUAUUGCUCAGACUAUCGGUCUGCACGAUUUCUACCACGUUGGUCUCUGGGGCUUCUGCGAAGGCUACAAUGGCCAAGGCAUCACCGACUGUUCCUCACCUCAGACUCUGUAUUGGUUCAACCCUGUGCAAAUCAUCCUCAACCAGCUGCUCGCUGGUGCAACCAUCGCACUACCUACCGACCUUACCGAUAUCCUCGGUCUGAUCAAAACCGUUUCUCACUGGAUGUUUGGACUCUUCCUUGCAGGUGCCUGCUUGUCCUUUGUUAUGAUCUUCCUGAACCCUCUCGCCGUCUUCUCUCGCUGGCUUACCAUGUUCACUGGCAUCUUCACCUUCUUGGCCGCCCUUCUCAUCACUGCCGCCACCGUCAUUGCAACCGUCAUGUUCAUCAUUAUGCAGAACGCAUUCACCUCGGUCUCGGAGCUCAACAUUGGAGCAAACCUUGGUGGCAAGAUGUUUGCAUUCAUGUGGAUUGCAUCCGCAUUCUCAAUUCUUGCUUGGUUGAUCCAGACCAGUCUUUGCUGCUGCUGUGCCAGCAGAAGAGAUGUCAAGACUGGAAAGAAGAUCGGAAACAAGAAGGCCUGGAUGACAGAGACACCUGGGGUCUCUGAGAAGGGAUCAAAGCGCGGAAUCUUUGGCCGCAAAUAG